This is a messenger RNA of Drosophila subpulchrella, 1041 nucleotides long. RefSeq lists its product as uncharacterized. Bases 97 to 960 code for a protein of 287 amino acids. Gene Ontology annotation, molecular function: nucleic acid binding. NCBI's taxonomy places the organism in Eukaryota, Metazoa, Arthropoda, Insecta, Diptera, Drosophilidae. The transcript has 2 exons. The record is from RefSeq and is a predicted model, not a curated record.
CUGCUUCGGCAGACAAUUUGGUUGAUCAAUGCACGACGCGAGUGCAGUGCUGUUGUGCGCCGAUGCACGCACUGUUUCCGGUAUAAGCCACGGUUAAUGUCGCAAAUAAUGGGAAACCUGCCUCUUGACCGUGUCAGAAUCAGUCGACCCUUUAGAAUAAGCGGAGUCGAUCUCUUCGGUCCAAUCCGAGUGUCGCUAGGAGUGCGUGGCAAGGCAGCUUUAAAAAUAUUUGUUGGGCGGCGCGGCCCGCUCAAUCGACUGUACUGCGACAAUGCAACCAAUUUUGUUGGUUCCUCACGGCUGCUUCAGGAGAUGGCCUCCGAUGUCCGCAGCACACUGGGAACGUACGGCGUCCAUCACCAGGUUGAGUUCGUCUUCAUUCAGCCCCGGUCGCCUCAUUUCGGGGGCCUAUGGGAGGCCGCCGUCAAGUCCGCCAAACACCUCUUUUCGAGGGCCGUCGGAAACGCCUUGCUGAAGGAGGACGAAGUCCAGACGAUCCUGGUUGAAUUGGAAGCAGUGCUUAACUCGCGUCCGCUAGUAGCUGACAGCAGCAACCCUAACGACGGAGAGGCUAUUACUCCAGCCCACUUUCUGGUAGGCACCACGCUCGCUGCUCUACCCCCAGGAUCGGCACCUCCUCAGCCGGACGACGACCUAACUCAUCUACAACGCUGGCAGCUUAUAUCAGCCAUCAAGCGACGGUUUUGGCGAGACUGGUCCCGUGACUACAUAGCGGGGCUGCAGCAAAGAGUUAAGUGGACAAAGGAAUCGGCCAACAUUCUACCAGGAACCAUCGUCGUCAUCAAAGAGGACAAUUUACCGCCCCAGAAGUGGCUGCUCGGCAGAGUCACCGAAGUAACGCACGGAUCGGAUAGCAAGGUGCGCGUUGCUCUAGUAAAAACCAAGCAAGGCGUAUACAAACGAUCAGUACAUCAUCUGGCACCUCUUCCCAUUAAUUGAAGGCCUACAGCGCUUCAACGCGGGCGAUGUUUGGUCAUCUCACUGUUUGUUUUGUUUUCUAUGGUCGUUGCGAUGCCGACU